This is a messenger RNA of Protobothrops mucrosquamatus (brown spotted pit viper), 1578 nucleotides long. RefSeq names its product TEA domain transcription factor 1 (gene TEAD1). Gene Ontology annotation, cellular component: transcription regulator complex. The coding region runs from base 73 to 1299 and encodes 408 amino acids. Gene Ontology annotation, biological process: regulation of transcription by RNA polymerase II; hippo signaling; embryonic organ development. Gene Ontology annotation, molecular function: DNA-binding transcription factor activity, RNA polymerase II-specific; RNA polymerase II cis-regulatory region sequence-specific DNA binding. The transcript has 11 exons. Lineage: Eukaryota; Metazoa; Chordata; Lepidosauria; Squamata; Viperidae. The record is from RefSeq and is a predicted model, not a curated record.
GACCAACCAGCCACCACCAUUGAGCCCAGCAGCUGGAGCGGCAGCGAGAGUCCUGCCGAGGACAUUGAAAGAAUGAGUGAUUCUGCAGAUAAACCUAUUGACAAUGACGCAGAAGGGGUCUGGAGUCCAGAUAUUGAGCAGAGCUUUCAAGAGGCUCUGGCUAUAUAUCCCCCUUGUGGGAGGAGGAAGAUCAUAUUGUCUGACGAAGGCAAAAUGUAUGGUAGGAAUGAACUGAUAGCCAGAUACAUCAAACUUAGGACGGGAAAGACACGGACCAGGAAACAGGUGUCUAGUCACAUUCAGGUUCUUGCCAGAAGGAAAUCUCGUGAUUUUCAUUCCAAGCUAAAGGAUCAGACUGCAAAGGACAAAGCACUCCAGCACAUGGCAGCCAUGUCCUCCGCUCAAAUUGUGUCUGCAACAGCGAUUCACAAUAAGUUGGGUUUGCCAGGAAUUCCCCGUCCGACGUUCCCUGGAGCACCUGGAUUUUGGCCUGGGAUGCUACAAACAGGACAGCCCGGAUCUUCUCAGGACAUAAAGCCAUUCGUUCAGCAGGCCUAUCCUAUACAGCCCACAGUCACAACUCCCAUUUCAGGAUUUGAACCCACGUCAGCUCCAGCACCCUCUGUUCCAGCUUGGCAAGGUCGAUCUAUUGGAACAACUAAACUCAGACUCGUAGAGUUUUCUGCUUUUCUAGAGCAACAAAGAGAUCCAGAUUCUUAUAACAAACACCUCUUUGUGCACAUUGGACAUGCCAAUCACUCUUAUAGCGAUCCAUUGCUGGAAUCAGUGGACAUUCGUCAGAUUUAUGACAAAUUCCCUGAAAAGAAGGGAGGCUUGAAGGAAUUGUUUGGAAAAGGACCCCAGAAUGCCUUCUUCCUAGUAAAAUUUUGGGCGGAUUUAAAUUGCAACAUCCAAGAUGAUACAGGAGCAUUCUAUGGUGUAACUAGUCAAUAUGAAAGUUCAGAAAACAUGACAAUCACCUGUUCCACCAAAGUCUGCUCAUUUGGGAAGCAAGUGGUGGAAAAAGUAGAGACUGAAUAUGCACGAUUCGAGAAUGGCCGGUUUGUGUUUAGAAUAAACCGCUCCCCAAUGUGUGAAUAUAUGAUCAACUUCAUCCACAAGCUCAAGCAUUUACCAGAGAAAUAUAUGAUGAACAGUGUGUUGGAAAACUUUACAAUUUUGUUGGUUGUAACGAACAGGGACACUCAAGAAACGCUCCUUUGCAUGGCUUGUGUAUUUGAAGUUUCAAACAGCGAACAUGGAGCACAGCAUCACAUCUACAGGCUUGUAAAGGACUGAAUAGUUAUUUAUAGACACCUUUUCAAUAUGACUUCUUACGAAAACACAGACUGUCAACCUCAACACUAAGUGGCAGUUUUCUUUGGCUGAGCUGUCCCCAACAUUUUUCUAAACCUCAUUGGGAGUGUGUUGAUAAAUAUUGUAGCUGUGAAAUUCUGGUACAGUUGUACAAAUUCUUUCUUAAAACAAAGUGUUCUUUAAAUUUAUAAAGCCACCCUUUUGGAGGGAGACUAUAUUUAAGAAUUUGUGAAAGUUUUAAUUUGUUGUGUUAGAAAAAUG